UUAAAUAGCUAGUUAGUCUGUGCUUGUGACGGGGUAUACACGUUCGCGCCAAAUUUGUUUAUUUUUUAACUAACCAAAAAGUAUUGUAUUAAAAAGACUGUAUUAGGGACUGUGUUCUGUUUUAGUGCAGUGAUUAUCGUUUAAAAAAGACUAUCUCCUUAUUGAAUCAAAUUAUGGAAGAGCUAAAUAUGCUCUUCAUCAUCAGCUCAUUUCUGGCGCUGGCAGCUGGAUACCCUCAAGCCACGGUAGAUCCAAGUGUACUGGUGGAAAUAUUUGGUACUCCCCCCACAACCACUACCGGAAAUCAGAAAUUGGAAGAUAUUACAAUUAAGCCUACAGAGGGCACCACAUAUCUCCAAGACAGCAAUGGGAAUGCAUGCAAAUGUGUACCUUAUUACCUGUGCGAUAAGGACUUGAACGGGAAUCAGAUUUCUAACGCAAGCGUCACUGGAUGGGGGCAAUUGGAUAUCAGAUUUGGUGAAGAUGACUGCCAGGAGAGUGUGGAGAGAUGCUGCACGGACCCUGACACUACCAACAAGUAUCCUGCACCAAAGCCAGACCCCAAACAGCUGAAGGCCUGUGGGUAUAGCAACCCUAACGGUCUAGACUUCCAGGUCACUGGUGGUAAUGGAAACGAAGCGCAAUUCGGCGAAUUUCCCUGGGUGAUAGCUCUCUUGGAUGCCCUAAAUGGAAGUUACGUCGGAGUGGGGGUGCUCAUACACCCCCAGGUGGUGAUGACAGGCGCACACAUAGCGAAGGCGUUCGGGCCCGGGACAUUGAAAGUUAGGGCAGGAGAGUGGGACACACAGACAAACAAAGAGCGGCUGGAGGCGCAGGAGAGGCUAGUUAGUGAAAUUGUUAUUAGACAUGACUUCCAGCCGAAGAGCCUCCGCAAUGACUUGGCGCUGCUCCGCCUGGACCGGCCCCUGGAGCUGGCGGACCACAUCAACGUGAUCUGCAUGCCAGGAGACCAGCAGGAGUUCGAGACGAACCGGAACUGUGUCGCCAAUGGCUGGGGAAAGAAUGUUUUUGGUAAAAAGGGGCACUAUGCGGUGAUUCUCAAGAAGGUUGAGUUGGAUAUGGUACCGUUCGACAGCUGCAACGCCCAGCUCAAGCAGACCCGCCUUGGGAAGUUCUUCAAUCUGCACAAGAGCUUCGUUUGCGCUGGUGGCCAGCCCGGGAAGGAUACUUGUCAGGGAGACGGCGGUGCUCCACUAGCCUGCCCCAUUGCCCCCGACCGGUAUACCCUAACCGGUCUCGUAGCGUGGGGCAUAGGGUGUGGUGAUCAGAUACCAGCGGUAUACGCGAGGGUGUCUCUCUUCAGGCGAUGGGUUGAUGAAAAGAUGAUGACGUGGGGAUUUGAUACUAAGGGAUAUAGCGUGUGAAUAAAUCAUUUUCUGUA
This is a messenger RNA of Zerene cesonia (dogface butterfly), 1402 nucleotides long. RefSeq names its product phenoloxidase-activating factor 2-like. Gene Ontology annotation, biological process: proteolysis. The record is from RefSeq and is a predicted model, not a curated record. Gene Ontology annotation, molecular function: serine-type endopeptidase activity. Lineage: Eukaryota; Metazoa; Arthropoda; Insecta; Lepidoptera; Pieridae. The coding region runs from base 174 to 1385 and encodes 403 amino acids. The transcript is spliced from 9 exons.